Candidozyma haemuli is the source of this 1773-nucleotide messenger RNA. RefSeq lists its product as uncharacterized. The coding region runs from base 1 to 1773 and encodes 590 amino acids. The record is from RefSeq and is a predicted model, not a curated record. Gene Ontology annotation, molecular function: transmembrane transporter activity. Gene Ontology annotation, biological process: transmembrane transport. Gene Ontology annotation, cellular component: membrane. Lineage: Eukaryota; Fungi; Ascomycota; Pichiomycetes; Serinales; Metschnikowiaceae. The transcript has a single exon.
AUGCUUGAGUCUGUGAAGGUUCCUUUUAGUAGGUUGAAAUGGGGUUUCAUCCCUACGAGAAGAAUCGUUGAUGAAGACAUCCCAGAAGAAGUCGCUGCUGAGAGAAGAGAUGUGGUUGGUAUCCAAGAAGGAAACUACGAAAAGCCAGCCGACGAGAUCGAAGAGGAGGAAGAGGAUGAAGAUGAGUUGGAGUACCGUGAUGAAGCCAACAGACCUUGGUGGAAGUUCUUUGAUGAGUACGAACACAGAUUGAACAAGAAGGCUAGACAGCUGCACAAGUGGUACAAGUGGUUCGAUGAGAACGAUUCCCCAGCUGAAAGAAAGCUCAUGUGGAAGAUUGAUAUCUUGUUGACCUUCUACUCCAUGCUUGCUUACUGGAUUAAGAACUUGGAUAUGACUAACCUUAACAAUGCCUAUACGGCAGGUCUUAAGGAAGACAUUGGUAUGGUGGGUAACGAUUUGGUUAAUACUCAGGUACUUUUUACUGUUGGUAACAUUGUCUUUCAGAUUCCUUUCAUGUUCUGCUUGAACAGUGUUCCUUUGAACUUUGUCUUACCAGGCCUCGAGCUCAUUUGGUCCAUUCUUACCAUCUUGACAUACAGAGUCCAAAAUGUCACUGACCUUCAGGUCCUUCGUUUUUUUAUUGGUUCCCUUGAAGCCCCAUCAUACCUUGCAUUCCAAUACUUAUUCGGCACUUUCAUUUAUAACCCGGGUAUGAUUGCCAGAAGAUCUAUGGUCUAUUACUUUGGCCAGUACAUUGGUGUUAUGACAUCGGGUUUGAUAUCCGGUGCUAUUGUGAACAACUUCGAAGGUGUCGGUGGCCUUGCUGCAUGGAGAUGGAUUUUUAUCAUUGACGGAAUCAUCUCUGUGGUGGUUGCAAUUCUUGGAUUUUACAUGCUUCCAGGUACUCCAUCUGACUGUUACUCCAUCUUCUUUAGUGACGACGAGAUUCGUUUGCUUCGUUACCGUCUUAAGAAGAACCAUACUGGUGGAAGGCCAAAGGUUAAUUUGUGGAGAUCGUUCUUCUCUUGGCCGGUCUGGAGAAGAAUCAUUUUCUCCUGGGAGAUUUAUGUUUUGAGUAUCUGGAACAUCUUCUGCUGGAACAACAACAACGGUUCCUCUGGUGCCUACAUUUUGUGGAUUAAGUCUCUCGGAAGAUACACCAAGGGAGAAAUCCAGUUCAAGAGUGCCUUGACCCCUGGUCUCGGUAUAGUUUGGUUGUUCCUUACGUGUAUGUAUGCUGAUCUUUUCAGACUGAGAUGGCUGGCAAUCAUAUUCUCCCAAGUUUUCAAUAUUUUGGGUAACGUUCUUCUUGCAGUAUGGGAAAUUCCAGAAGAUGCUAAAUGGUUUGCUUGGUGUCUUCAGUAUUUCGGUUGGGCCAUGGCCCCAGUGUUGUACUCUUGGAUGAACGAUAUUUGCAGGAGAGAUGCACAGAGAAGAGCCGUUACUAUGGUCAUCAUGAAUAUGUUGGCACAAGCCUCCACUGCUUGGAUGGCUGUGAUUGUUUGGAGAACUGUUGAGGCCCCACGUUACCUUAAGGGUUACUCAUUCACCGCCUCCAGUGCAUUCGCUUUGUCUGUCUGGACAUUCCUUGUUCUCUACCUUUACAAGAAACAAGAGAGAGGUUUUGCUCGCCAGAAUGGUAUUGUCGUUUACAAUUCUAAAACUGACUCAGAGCCUUUCCCUGUUCCAGAAUCUGGAACAGAAUCAUCCGUUACUGAGGUCAAAGAUGCACAGCAAACUUCUGAAAAAGCUAUCAAGGACUCGUCUUAA